Phodopus roborovskii (desert hamster) is the source of this 5607-nucleotide messenger RNA. It is a transcript of the gene Bcl2l11, whose product is annotated as BCL2 like 11. The record is from RefSeq and is a predicted model, not a curated record. The coding region runs from base 326 to 1240 and encodes 304 amino acids. Gene Ontology annotation, biological process: meiosis I. The transcript has 4 exons. Lineage: Eukaryota; Metazoa; Chordata; Mammalia; Rodentia; Cricetidae.
AUCCCAAUCCUGGAUUGGGAUCGUGGCCCCGCGGAUCUCAGGAGGGCACGGGUCCCGCUUUGUCUCUAGUGUCCCGCUGCCCGAACGGCGGGAACUCCCGCAGGGCGCGCGGCGUUCGGGCCGGGCCCAGGGGUGGGGCGGGGCGCGGAGCGAAGCAGCCCGGCCCACUAACUUCCAGCCAGAGCUGCGGCGGCCCGCACAGCCGGAGCGGCGCUGGGCGGCGAGUUUGUCAACAAUCGCCUCGCCUUCGGCUGCCUGACCCGUAGGCGCCGCCCCCGCCGCCUCUGCCCAUUGGCUCCGAUGAGGAACCACCGAGCGUGGGCCAAUGGGGAGCACUGGCAGCCGGCGCCGGCAGCGCAGGGCUGGCGGUGCCCGCGCGGCGGCGGGAGCUGCGCGCGAGGGGCGGAGCGGGAGGAGGCGGAGGAUGAUCCCGGCGGUGACCGGUGCAGCGCGGGCCAGAAGCACGGCGCGCGAAACCUUGGGCUCCCCGGCGGAGCGUGGCGGCGGGCGGACGGGCAGGCGCGGGGUUCUAGAGCCCAGGGCCCGGCUUUGUUUUCCUUGUCUCCUCGGUGGCGACGCUCAGGGGUCAUCCGAUCGGCGCGGGACACCGCGCUCGGAAGGGAAGGGGAGGACAAAAAAAGACCAAAUGGCCAAGCAACCUUCUGAUGUAAGUUCUGAGUGUGACAGAGAAGGUGGACAGUUGCAGCCUGCUGAGAGGCCUCCCCAGCUCAGACCUGGGGCCCCUACCUCCCUACAGACAGAACCGCAAGGUAAUCCCGACGGUGAAGGGGACCGCUGCCCCCACGGCAGCCCUCAGGGCCCGCUGGCCCCACCGGCCAGCCCUGGCCCUUUUGCUACCAGAUCCCCACUUUUCAUCCUCGUGAGAAGAUCUUCUCUGCUGUCCCGGUCCUCCAGUGGGUAUUUCUCUUUUGACACAGACAGGAGUCCGGCACCCAUGAGUUGUGACAAGUCAACACAAACCCCAAGUCCUCCUUGCCAGGCCUUCAACCAUUAUCUCAGUGCAAUGGCUUCCAUAAGGCAGUCUCAAGAGGAACCUGCAGAUAUCCGCCCCGAGAUAUGGAUUGCACAGGAGCUUCGGAGGAUUGGAGAUGAGUUCAACGAAUCUUACAGAAGGAGGGUAAAUAAUUACCAAGAGGCUGAAGACCACCCUCACCACCCUCAAAUGGUUAUCUUACAACUGUUACGCUUCAUCGUCCGUCUAGUAUGGAGAAGACAUUGACAGGAUCUUCACACCACCAGGAUAAAUGUGGACAUCCAUCUUGUUCGGAGGACCAGAACCCCAGCACUGUGCAAUGGGUGGCUCUGUCCCAGAGAGGUGCUGAGGGUGGCCGACACACUGCACUGUGUCCAUGUGAACUUAACCUUUCUGUUCAUCACCACAUGGCAGAAUUUCGAGUAGACAUUUGUUGUGAAUGUAAACAAGGGAGGGCUCUUCUCUUAUUAAUGUACAGAUCCUGGGACUUUGGGAUAGCGUCAUAUGCAAGAAAGGUGUUUACAUGUGGUGUGUUCAUUUGUUUUUUAAACCUGCUUUCUUUGAUAACUGGUUUUUUUUUUUUUUAAUCUCCUUUGUUUUGAGGGUUUUUUUUUUUUUUUUUUUUUUUUUUUUUUCAGAAAAGAAAUGAAAACUUUUUAGCCAACUUGUGGAUGAUUUUUAUACUUAAAAUCCUAAGGACCUGUUGCCUAUUCUCAGAGGAUAUGUAACCCUGCAGUGGGAACUGGGCCAGCUGAUUUAUACGGCUGCCUUAGUUUAUUUUUGGAGAUUACUGUACAGAAUUUUUAAACAGUGAGAGUAUGGUGUUGUCCUCUCUACUCUACUCUAACAUGGCUUCUUUGAGUUUCUUUUUAAUUAUUGCUACCAAAACAGUUCUUAGGAAAUGGAAUGGGUUACCGUGGCCAAGGGUCUGUUCUGGUGUGCCGCUCCCAUUUUGUAAAUGCUUACCUCCUUAGCCCAGUUGCUUCUGUGGCAAAAUUUCACACUUUCUGUGUUUUCCCUCAUCUCCCCAUACUCCCAGUCUGUCUCCACACUGAUGCACAGGUUUGGCCCAGGGUACUCUCAUGAUACAAUGUGUUUGGGUCAGCAAGGGCUAGGGGCUGCCUAGAUUGGUCUUAGCUCCAUCAAUCAAGCUGACUCAUGGGUAGGGCUUUUGUUCACCUCACUUCAUUGUGGUGGGUUUGUUUGUGAGAAGGCAGACUCACAUUUACUGAAGCUGUUAACUCUUUUGGUUGCAGGAUUUUUCCAUGGCCAUGAGCUCUGCCUUGCUUGCAUGAACCAGAUGGGCCAGGACCCACACUUUUCUUGGGGAUUGACCAGGUCAUUUUGGGAGCAAGGGGCUCAGGUAGUCAUUUUCCUUGGCAUGCUUCUCGGCAUUUAGCCCUGCUCAUCCCACCUGGCCUGUGACACCUGAACUUCAUCUGCAUUCCUUUGAACCUACCUUGAAACAGAGACUGGCUCUGCCUUAGCAGUUACCAUACAUAGGAAACCUCCCCUGCAUCAAGUGAAACAUCCUUUUUGGUCUUCCAAAAGAUGACUGACUACUUUGUUCUCCGUGUUCUUAACAGUUUGAUCUUGGUGGGCCACCUGUGUCUGGGGUGGGGGGUGCUCUUUCUUGGUACCUACCCCUUACGGCCACAUGCACCAGAAGCCCACACACUGGUCAGCCGUCUCAAGAGCAGGCAGGGCUGGAGGUGUGUAGCCUGGUGAAGGAACACUGUCCUAGCAUGUGCAGAGGCCCUGGACUCCAUCCCCAGCACCUCCCAAAACGAACAGCACACAUGUAGGCACACAACCAGGGAGAUUCAAAAAGGACAGAGCAUCAGUGGGGUGGGGAGAACUGUAAGCCCUCUAACUUGUGAAAACGUCAAUCAUCAGGCAGCUUGCUUAGAGAAAUGCAUGCGUUUCCAAGCAAGUCGACAGUGCCAACAACUGUGUUUGCUUUUGCCCGGUAGAGGGCCAGUGUUUUUUGUUAUUAAGUAGAGAAAUCCAUUCAUUCCUACAUUCCGCUCUCGUGUGUGUGUGUGUGUGUGUGUGUGUGUGUGUGUGUGUGUGUGUGUGUGUGCUUAUAUGUAUAUAUAUAUUGCCUAUAUGCUUUUCCUUCUAGAUUGAGAUCACUUGAUUCCAAAUAUUCUUCCUUUUAAACCCAUUUCUUUCCCAGCUUCCUCAGAUUAUUGUUUGAAAGCUGUGUUGGCGCUCACCUUGUUUCCUGAUAUGUUGAGACUAUGGAGAGUUCCCAUAUGGCCUGUUGUUACAAGGUGGUAUUAAGAGUGUAGCCAUGGUUCUGCUAGACACACACACACACACACACACACACCAAAGACAUACUUGGUCCUGGGCCACUCCACUCCUAGGACCUCCGUGCUCAUGAGCCAGUCUGUGACUGACACACUUUACAGUCUCAGCCCUAUGGCUCUGUGGUACCUCUUUGGCAGGUGCAGAAGGCUCCCAGAGCCAGGUGCCAGUGGCAUGUGUGGCCCUUCAAGCAUGCUUACCUCUGGCCUAUUGGCCUCCAAUCUAGGGCUGGCCAUCAAAGCAGCUCAUGGAGAUGGAAAAGAUUCAAUGAAUUGUAGAAGUAUUCAAGAACAGGAUGUGGCACCCGGAACUUAGAUAUGACUGGAUGUCCCUGUACUGUAUCUGCUUAUUAAAAUGCAAAUAAGAAAGUAUGUCUGCCCACUGUGGGUGGACCCUUGUACUUAAUUUUUAUUUUAUUAUUGUUAUCUCUCUCUUUUUUGGGGGGGUAGAACAGAAACUCCCCGUGUGUGUGUGUGUGUGUGUGUAUGUGUGUAUGUAUGUGUGAAUGAGUGAACAUAAUGCGGGUUUUGUGCCUUGACAGCCUCCCCAUGUGAGGUUUGUAAAAAAAAAAAAAAAAAAAGUGAAGUCCUGUGACUUCACCCCAAGAUGCAAUAAACACACGAAAUGACUUCCUGAGUAAUUCUUCAGAUUUCCUUCCCAGAAACAAUUUUAUGAAUUGGGGGGGAGGGGGUUGGCUAAAAAAAAUCAGUUUAAAAUCUCUUUUCAUUAAAAUAUGUAAUGGAUAAUGUACACAACCUCUCCUGUUUCCUCUUAGUGUUGUAUAUAUUUUGACUAUUUAUUAGAUUAGGAAGUCGUGUUUUAUUCAUCAACUGAGCCAAAUGUCUGUGUGCAAUUGUGUUUCCUUUACCUUUCUUUGUAAAAUUUUGUACUGCAUAAAUGAGUGUAAAAAAAAAUCACUGUUUUUCUAAACUUCUCAGAAUUAAGGAUUGUAAAUAUUGUAGGUUCUUUUUCUGUGUAAUGUGCCCUACUGUUUCAUAAUGCUGUAACUUGUAGAAAUGUUGUAUAUUUAUUUUCUGCUUAUUUAAUGUCUUAAGUUCUUGAAAGUGUUGACAUCCCUGCCCCCCAUACCCCUGCCAUCCCAUGAAUUACUUCAGCUCCUGAGGUGGGGAGCAGUGACUGGGUCUGCUCUCCCAAGGUGGCCUCCCGCUGUGGCUCCUGGCAUUCAGUUCUUAGAUUCUGCCACCUUUCUGAUGAAAUUAGUGUUUUGCUGCCCAUAAGAUACCCUAGAUGUGGUAGGCUGGAAGGCUGUACUCUAAAAAAACACCCCCAUCAAACCUAUUUGUUGUAAAGCAGCUGGCUUCUGAGAAAAACAGAUUUUCCAGUAAGUUGGCCAUAUCUUUAGAGAAGUAUUAUCAGCAGAUGGGAAAGGUUAUUUUGGGUUUUUUUUUGUUUGUUUGUUUGUUUUGUUUUGUUUUCCCAUUGAAAAGAGUAUCGUUGACAACUCAGUGUUGAGAGAAAUACAAUCCUGCCACCUCUUGAGGUGCUGCUGUGUGGCUGUCCUGGAUAGGAGGAGGGCCGGUGGGGCAUUUGCCAAGACCACCUGUCUCACCAGGACACUUGCUGGCUACUGUCCCCACCUGCUGUGUGAUUCCUAGGUUGAGGUAUAUAGCCUGUAGUAAGGAACUAAGCUGUUCAGCUCCCUCCCUCAUUCAUUGCAUUAGUCCAGCCUUCUUCACAGGUCCAUGCCCUUGCUCCAACUCUUCAUAUCCCCCAAGAAGAGGUCAGGGUCCCGCUGGCCUUGGUUGUCAAAAUGGAAAAGCUCACUGAGGCUCUAGGGGCAUAUGACUUAACGUAGACAGCUCUGUCCUCCCUGCUGAUUUAGCCUGGUGCCUGUGUGUGUCGGCUCGGUACGGUGUGUGUGCGCGGGUUGUGUCCACACGUGUCGCUAAAUUGGCGGGGAUUCCCUCCCAAACAGCAUUGCAUAGAGCAUCCUCAAGCUCCCAGCAAAGUACUUGACUGCUUUUAUUUGGGAAUUUUGAAAUUUAAUGGUUCUUUGACCACUGGUUACUGUAUCCAAACCUGUCAGGUACCCUUUAAUAAAUAGCACUGAUGUCUGUAUAGUGCCCCAUCACUAACGUGUCCAAGGACCCAGCGUAUGUAGCAUUUGUAUUGCAGUUUCCCUGGCUUCCUUUAUGUUUUGCACUGAUGAAUUUUGACAGGGUAAUUGCCACUGUACUUGUGCAAUACUGCUGUAAAUAACUGCAGAUUUUUUUUUUUUUUAAGAAACUCGAUCUUUUAUGUUCCUAAUGAAUUUUAUAUAAAUAAAACUUGCAACUAGA